Molecule: messenger RNA, 5481 nt
Organism: Jaculus jaculus (lesser Egyptian jerboa)
Lineage: Eukaryota; Metazoa; Chordata; Mammalia; Rodentia; Dipodidae
Gene: Atp13a3
Product: ATPase 13A3
Exons: 35
Coding region: 168-4025 (1285 amino acids)
Biological process (GO): intracellular calcium ion homeostasis; polyamine transmembrane transport
Cellular component (GO): late endosome membrane
Molecular function (GO): ATP hydrolysis activity; P-type ion transporter activity; ATPase-coupled monoatomic cation transmembrane transporter activity
Source: RefSeq, a predicted model, not a curated record
CGGCGGCCCGGCCCCCCGCGGCCUUUUGGCUGCUCCGGCCGGCCGCGAGGCCGCGGAGGAGGACGCGGCGCGCGGGUCUGACGGAAACCUUCUAGGAUCUGGGUGUUUGGACAUAGGAGUUAUCCUCAGCUGUUGUGAAGUAUAAGACCUUUCAAGCCACUGUAGAGAUGGACAAAGAAGAAAGGAAGACUAUUAACCAGGGUCAAGAAGAUGAAAUGGAGAUCUAUGGCUAUAAUUUAUGUCGCUGGAAGCUUGCCAUAGUUUCUGUAGGAGUGAUUUGCACUGGUGGAUUUCUCCUUCUGCUCCUCUACUGGAUGCCUGAGUGGCGGGUGAAAGCAACCUGUGUUAGAGCUGCAGUGAAGGACUGUGAAGUGGUGCUGCUGAGGACUACUGAUGAAUUCAGAAUGUGGUUUUGUGCAAAAAUUCGCUUUCUUCCUCUGGAAAGUCAGCCAGUUUUGAAUCCCAAGUCUGUAGUUAAUAAGGUUUCCAAUGGCCAUGCAGUUCAUUUGACUGAGAAUAUGGCUGAAGAAAACAGGCAUGAGCUGACUAAAUAUUCACAGACUCGGUCACAACAGAUCCGGUAUUUCACCCAUCACAGCGUAAAAUAUUUAUGGAAUGAUACCGUUCACAAUUUUGAUUUCUUAAAGGGACUGGAUGAAGGUGUUUCUUGUACGUCAAUGUAUGAAAAGCAUAGUGCAGGACUGACAAAGGGGAUGCAUGCCUACAGAAAAUUGCUUUAUGGAGUAAAUGAAAUUGCUGUGAAAGUGCCUUCUAUUUUUAAGCUUCUCAUUAAAGAGGUUCUCAAUCCAUUUUACAUUUUCCAGCUAUUCAGUGUUAUAUUGUGGAACAUUGAUGAGUACUAUUACUAUGCUCUUGCCAUUGUGAUUAUGUCCAUAUUAUCAAUUGUAAGCUCACUAUAUUCCAUUAGAAAGCAAUAUAUCAUGUUGCAUGACAUGGUGGCAGCUCACAGUACCGUCAGAGUUUCAGUUUGUAGAGUAAAUGAAGAAAUAGAAGAGAUCUUUUCUACAGACCUCGUGCCAGGAGAUGUUAUGGUCAUUCCAUUAAAUGGGACAGUUAUGCCUUGUGAUGCAGUACUUAUUAAUGGUACUUGCAUUGUAAAUGAAAGCAUGCUGACAGGAGAAAGUGUUCCAGUGACAAAGACUAAUUUGCCAAACCCUUCAGUGGAUGCAAAAGGAAUGGGAGAGGAAUUCUAUAGUCCAGAAACACAUAAACGACAUACUUUGUUCUGUGGGACAACUGUCAUUCAGACACGUUUCUAUACUGGAGAACUUGUUAAAGCCAUAGUAGUCAGAACGGGAUUUAGUACUUCCAAAGGACAACUUGUCCGUUCUAUACUGUAUCCCAAACCAACUGAUUUUAAACUCUACAGAGAUGCCUACUUGUUUCUACUAUGUCUUGUAGCAGUGGCUGGAAUUGGGUUCAUCUACACAAUUGUCAAUAGCAUUCUAAAUGAGGUAUUCAAUGGUAAGCCAGUUGAAGUUGGAGUAAUUAUUAUUAAGUCUCUUGACAUUAUUACAAUUACUGUGCCACCUGCACUUCCUGCUGCAAUGACUGCUGGUAUUGUGUAUGCUCAGAGAAGACUGAAAAAAGUUGGUAUUUUCUGUAUCAGUCCCCAAAGGAUAAAUAUUUGUGGACAGCUGAAUCUUGUUUGUUUUGACAAGACUGGAACUCUUACUGAAGAUGGUUUAGAUCUGUGGGGGAUUCAACGAGUGGAACAUAACCGAUUUCUUUUACCAGAAGUGAGUGUUUGUAAUGAGGUGUUGGUCAAAUCUCAGUUUGUUGCUUGUAUGGCCACUUGUCAUUCACUUACCAAGAUUGAAGGUGUGCUUUCUGGUGACCCACUUGAUUUGAAAAUGUUUGAAGCCAUUGGAUGGGUUCUGGAAGAAGCAACUGAAGAAGAAACAGCACUUCAUAAUCGGAUUAUGCCCACUGUGGUUCGUCCUCCCAAACAACUGCUUCCCGAAUCUACACCUGCAGGAAACCAAGAAAUGGAGCUGUUUGAACUUCCAGCUAUUUAUGAGAUAGGAAUUGUUCGCCAGUUCCCAUUUUCUUCUGCUUUGCAACGCAUGAGCGUGGUUGCAAGGGUGCUAGGGGAUAAGAAAAUGGACGCCUACAUGAAAGGAGCCCCUGAGGUCAUUGCCAGUCUUUGUAAGCCUGAAACAGUUCCAGUUGAUUUUGAGACAGUUUUAGAAGAUUAUACUAAACAGGGCUUCCGUGUGAUUGCUCUUGCACAUCGAAAAUUGGAGUCAAAGUUGACCUGGCACAAAGUACAGAAUAUUAGCAGAGAUAUCAUUGAAAACAACAUGGAUUUUAUGGGAUUAAUUAUAAUGCAGAACAAAUUAAAGCAAGAAACCCCUGCAGUACUUGAAGAUUUGCAUAAAGCCAACAUUCGCACUGUCAUGGUUACAGGUGAUAACAUGUUGACUGCUGUCUCUGUGGCCAGAGACUGUGGGAUGAUUCUACCUCAUGAUAAAGUGAUUAUUGCUGAAGCAUUACCUCCAAAGGAUGGAAAAGUUGCCAAGAUCAAUUGGCAUUAUGCAGACUCUCUAACACAGGGCAGUAGUUCAUCAGCAGUUGACUCAGAGGCUAUUCCAAUUAAAUUGGUUCAUGAUAGCUUAGAAGAUCUUCAGUUGACUCGCUAUCAUUUUGCAAUGAAUGGAAAGUCAUUUUCAGUCAUACUGGAGCAUUUUCAAGACCUUGUUCCUAAGUUGAUGUUGCAUGGCACUGUCUUUGCUCGUAUGUCACCUGAUCAGAAGACACAGUUGGUAGAAGCAUUGCAAAAUGUGGAUUACUUUGUUGGAAUGUGUGGUGAUGGGGCAAACGACUGUGGUGCUUUGAAGAGGGCACAUGGUGGUAUUUCCUUAUCUGAGCUUGAAGCUUCGGUGGCGUCUCCUUUUACCUCUAAAAGUCGUAGUAUUUCCUGUGUGCCAAACCUUAUCAGGGAAGGCCGUGCUGCUUUGAUGACGUCCUUCUGUGUGUUUAAGUUUAUGGCACUGUACAGCAUCAUCCAGUACUUCAGUGUUACUCUCCUGUAUUCCAUUUUAAGUAACCUGGGAGACUUCCAGUUUCUCUUCAUUGAUCUGGCAAUCAUUUUGGUAGUGGUAUUUACAAUGAGUUUAAAUCCUGCCUGGAAGGAACUUGUGGCACAAAGACCACCUUCAAGUCUUAUAUCUGGGGCUCUACUCUUCUCCGUCUUGUCUCAAAUUAUCAUCUGCAUUGGAUUUCAAUCUCUGGGGUUUUUUUGGGUCAAGAAGCAACCUUGGUAUAAAGUGUGGCAUCCUUACACAGAUGCUUGUAAUACAACAAGAAGCCUAUAUGAAAAUUCAGACAAUGAAACGGAAACACAUAAUAUACAAAAUUAUGAAAAUACCACAGUGUUUUUUAUCUCCAGUUUCCAGUACCUCAUAGUGGCAAUUGCCUUUUCAAAAGGAAAACCCUUCAGGCAACCUUGCUACAAGAAUUAUUUUUUUGUUGUGUCUGUGAUUGUUUUGUAUGUUUUCAUAUUAUUCAUUAUGCUGCAUCCAGUUGACUCUAUUGACCAGGUUCUUCAGAUUGUGUGUGUACCAUACCAGUGGCGUGUAACUAUGCUCAUCAUUGUUCUUGUCAACACCUUUGUGUCUAUUGUGGUAGAGAGCUUCUUCCUUGACACGGUCCUUUGGAAAGUUGUGUUCAGUCGAGACAAACAAGGAGAGUGUCGUUUCACCACCACACAGCCACCCCAGGCUGGCUUGAGAUCUUCUGUGCAGUCCAGGCUGGUGUCUAAAUCACAGCUUCAUGCCUUAGCCUUCCCAUUGCCGGGAUUACAAGAGUCGGUGGACCGAUGGGGGAAGUGCUGCUUGUCCCGGGCCUCGAGCUGCAGGAAGAAAACUCCAAAGGCAAAGUACAUGCAUCUGGCCCAGGAGCUCUUGGUUGAUCCCGAAUGGCCACCCAAACCUCAGACAACAACAGAAGCUAAAACUUUAGUGAAGGAGAGUGGAUCCUGUCAGAUCAUCACCAUAGCAUAGCAAAAGACUGGGUCUCAAGUGGUAUGCUAACAGCAGUAUUCAAGAGAUUGUGAUUGAAGGCUUUUCUGGUUCUGUGUCAGAAUGACACAGUCUCAGUUUAUGAUCCUUUGAGUAAUGCAGUAGCUGGUUGUGAAACAGACGAACCACACACACAUAGGCACACAGAAUAAUGGUCUUGGGCUCACAUUAGAUUACCAGUCUGUCUAAUCUUCAUGUAGGGUAACCUGAAUGUUAUAUACAUUUCCAGAAGCUUGAUUGUUACCCUAAGUGAUAUUCAUGAUUAUUGGCACAAGAGAAAUGUGUUUGGUAGGCUUUAGAUACUAGUUUUUGGCACUAGUUGACUUCUUUAUUUUCACAUACCCUCUUAUUAGCAAAAGUUCCUUUUUAUAUACAAGCCCUAAAAUUGUGAUUUUUAAGAAUAAAAUGGUCGAUAAUUAGCCUCUAGGGAAAAUAGGUUUAAAGCCUGUUUUCGUUUGUUUCCAGUGUUUCUUGUUAAGAAUUCUGUGGAAACAUACAUCAGUUCCCUUUGAUAACCUAGGGUUGGGGGUGAGUUUGUGUGGUGUUGCUUCUAGAACAACUUGGUUAAUUCCCAUUUAUGGUUUUACAUUCUCUGUACAGACUGCCUGGGUUUUAUUUCCUAAUCAGCAAGGUGCUUAACUGCCUUUGGAAGAUGCCCUUCAAAGCUCUUCAGUGGUCUUGUGCUGUAUCUGUUGUCAGUAAUCUAGUUUUCUUCAAUUAAAUGUUGUGGACCCUUUCCACUAGGAAAGAAUCUGAUUCUGUGGUCCAACCCAAGCAGCUGAGGUAAAAAGAUUACUACAAGUUCAAGGCUAGCCUGGGUUAGGUAGCUAGAGCCUGUCUCAGAAAAGAAAACCAAGAUAGGGGUGUGGGAGGGAUGAAGGUAGGGAAAAAGAGAUUAUUUCUUUUGGCAGUAGCUCUAUCUUCUCUGAUGCCUUCAUAUCUUUUUAUUUUCUUUCUCUUCUCCUAUUAUUUUAAAUUAUUUUAAAGGCUUCCUUUUUCUCCCUGUUUGAAUACGUAAUGGCAGGGUUAUACUGAGCUUUGAAUUUAGAAUUUUACCUUGAAAUUUUUUUUAAGGUUUAAUGUAUGCCUCAUCUAUCAAUAAGGCUUUAAAAAUUAACAAGUUUUGUUUUUAAGCAAUUGCUUUUUUAAAAAGCAGUGUUAACUUAGUGGAAGCUUGUUGCAUACCAUUAGGUGGUGCCAGAGGUCAACACAUCUAUCUAUUUUGAAACAAGUGAGCAUAUUUGGUAUGGUAUUUUCUGAGAAAAACAAACAGUUGAAUUUACUGAGCCAAAAGAAAUGUAGGAAAUGAGCCUGGGUCUGGUGGCACAUGCCUUUAAAUCCAGGCCAAGGUAGGAGGAUCUCUUUAAGUUCAAGGCCAGCUUGGGACUGACUACAGAGUGAGUUCCAGAUCAGCCUGGGCUAGAAUGAGACCCUACCU